AUCGUCGUCAACUAAUUAUAAAUUCUCCUACAAAGUUCGGUGGGCACACACACACACACACACGCUGGGUGGAGAUAAAUGAACUCCCCAGUCAUUACACACACACGUUUCCACACGUUUCACUCCUCCAUCCAAUUCCCAAGAUGGCGCCAACGUAGACAUGUGUCUGUCUCUGUUAAAAUUUUGUACAAAAAAAAAUCAUUUUGAAAUAUCGGUCCAUUUCGAGGUAGAUAUUGCCAUAACGAGGACCAUCAUUUAUUGUACUAUUUAAUUAAUUGAGAGGUGUGAGUGGAAGAUUGUGUCAACUCGGUUUGAGUAUGGCAGCCUGUGGUGAUUAUAUCAAAAGUGAAUUUCCAACUAUAGACGACGAGUUGUAUCAUUAUGUCGAGGGUAUUCUUGACAGUUCAAAGGAUGAUUUUGAGGAUGGGGAGGAGGUGUAUGAGGCAAUUGGACAGGUGUUGCACGAGGUAGCUGACAAACCUGAAAACGAGGUUAGGCAAAUAUGCGAGACCCUCCUAGCAAUGUUGAAAGGCACCACCAACGGUGGAGAUGGAAAUCUCCAUGAGAAACGUCAAAAUGGUAUGAACAAAGUUCUGAAUGCCCCGGUGCAUUUGGGUGCAAUGGCCGCAACUCUAGAGGAACAGGUAGAACAAAUUAAGAGUAUUUGGGUGACGACAAGGGACGACACGAUGAAAGUGGAUGCCAAAAAACUCGAGAAAGCUGAAGCUAAACUUCAACAGAAGCAGGAAAAACGAACUGGCCAGGAUUCAAAUCCCAACAAGAAUAAUUUGAUUGGAAAUCAGUCAGGUGACACAGCCAGUGCCAGUCAAAUGAUGAGUAAAAAGGAGAGUAGGAUGGAGAGUAAAGGGGGAACUAAUAAAACACAGGACAUCAGGAUUGAGAACUUUGAUGUUGCAUAUGGGGACAGAGUUCUUCUUCAGGGUGCAGAUUUGACUCUGGCCUUUGGUCGUCGUUACGGUUUGAUAGGACGCAAUGGGCUUGGAAAAACCACCCUCUUACGAAUGAUUUCGAAUAAACAGUUGAGGAUACCUUCGCACGUUCGAGUACUGCAUGUGGAGCAGGAGGUAGCUGGUGACGAAACAUCAGCCCUCAAUUCAGUUCUCGAAUCUGAUACUGAGAGGAGUGCGUUAUUGAGUCGUGAGGCAGAACUCCAGGUGUUGAUCGAGAAGGAGGGAGGGAAGAGUGACACAUUGGGGGAGGAGUUGGCCAAGGUUUACGAGGCAAUGCAAACAGCUGAAGUGGAAAAAGCACCUUCGAGAGCUGGGGCUAUUCUCUCUGGUCUGGGAUUCUCGGUGGAGAGACAGUCCUGGCCGACAAAAGCCUUCUCAGGAGGCUGGAGGAUGCGAUUGGCACUGGCAAGGGCUCUCUUCUCCAGACCUGAUCUUUUAUUGCUCGAUGAACCCACCAAUAUGUUGGACAUCAAGGCAAUUCUGUGGUUAGAGAAGUAUCUGCAGUGUUGGCCCACUACAUUACUCGUCGUCUCUCACGAUCGAAAUUUCUUGGAUACUGUUCCCACGGAUAUACUUUACCUCAAGGGACAGAAGAUCGAGGCUUACAGGGGAAAUUACGAGCAAUUUGAGAAGACAAAGGGGGAGCGAGAGAAAAAUGCCCAGAGGGAGUACGAAGCCCAGCAGGCGAAACGAGCACAUGUACAGGAGUUCAUCGAUCGUUUUCGAUACAAUGCCAAUCGUGCCUCCAGUGUGCAGAGCAAGAUAAAAAUGUUGGAGAAAUUACCAGAGCUCAAAGCUGUGGAGAAGGAGGCUGAAGUCACCCUGAGAUUUCCUGAUGUCGUACCUCUCAGUCCACCGAUACUACAAUUGAAUGAAGUUUCAUUUCGUUAUGAAACAUCGAAAAAUAGUGAUUACAUAUUUACGGGUGUUAAUCUCACUGCCACACUUCAAUCACGGAUUUGUAUAGUUGGAGAGAAUGGGGCGGGGAAGACGACUUUAUUGAAGAUUAUUACGGGGACAUUGAGUCCAACUCGUGGGACUAUUCACAUACAUCGCAAUCUUAAAUUUGGAUAUUUUAGUCAGCAUCAUGUGGAUCAGCUUGAUAUGAGUGUGUGUCCUGUGGAAUUAUUACAGAAUCAUUUUCCAGGGAAGCCAACAGAAGAAUACAGGAGAAUGCUCGGUAGUUUUGGAGUCAGUGGAGAUCUUGCAUUGCAAACAAUUUGUUCUCUUUCUGGAGGACAAAAGUCCAGGGUUGCAUUUGCCCUCAUGUGUGCUGCUAUGCCCAAUUUUCUCGUUCUCGAUGAACCUACCAAUCAUCUUGAUAUCGAGUCGAUAGAGGCACUGGGCAAAGCUCUCAAUACUUGUCAGGCUGGUGUCAUUCUCGUAUCCCACGACGAGCGUUUAAUCAGGCUAGUGUGCACAGAGCUCUGGGUAUGUGGCCAAGGAUCAGUGCGAUGUAUUGAAGGUGGUUUCGACGAAUACCGCAAGAUCAUUGAAAAAGAACUCGAAGCUUAGACAUGAUUUUUUAAACUGGACCUCGCUAAUUCAAUUCUCACCAUUGUGUAUUUAAAUAUUGGGGGCAUUAGCCACAAAUAUUACUGCCUAACGAAAGGCCCAUAGGUAAUUCGAUGUAGGUACGUUUCUACAGAUGAUUUUGAAAUUGAAAAUUAUGAACUAUUUAAUAAAAAAAGAACAUCAGCAAUGACAAUUAAUGAAUCAAUAGGAAAUUGUUAUUUGACUAAGUAAUGUAAUUAUGAUCUGUUUAAUAGUAUUACAAUUUUACUGGUCGUUCUAAAUGACUAUUUAUAUUUAUAAAUUAUACAUUUGGCUAUUAUGCAUAAACUCAACAGCAUUUGGAAAUCUUCA
This is a messenger RNA of Diachasma alloeum, 2837 nucleotides long. Its product is annotated as ATP-binding cassette sub-family F member 3. NCBI's taxonomy places the organism in Eukaryota, Metazoa, Arthropoda, Insecta, Hymenoptera, Braconidae. Gene Ontology annotation, molecular function: ATP hydrolysis activity; ATP binding. The record is from RefSeq and is a predicted model, not a curated record. The coding region runs from base 318 to 2486 and encodes 722 amino acids. The transcript has 5 exons.